This is a messenger RNA of Penaeus monodon (black tiger shrimp), 2850 nucleotides long. RefSeq lists its product as uncharacterized. Bases 1 to 2850 code for a protein of 949 amino acids. Gene Ontology annotation, molecular function: nucleic acid binding; zinc ion binding. Gene Ontology annotation, biological process: DNA integration. NCBI's taxonomy places the organism in Eukaryota, Metazoa, Arthropoda, Malacostraca, Decapoda, Penaeidae. The record is from RefSeq and is a predicted model, not a curated record. The transcript has 3 exons.
AUGUCCACUUUCAAUAUCGUAGAUAUUGUAAAGACCGCCAAAGAUGCGGGAAUUUCCCCAGCAGAUAUCAAUACUUUAGUUGCUCCCGAAGAAGCGGAGAAGAGACGCCAACAUGAGCUAGAAUUGGCUAAAUUAGGCAUCGGAAACCAAGGCUCCGUAGUUAAUGCAGGUCAGUCUCCUUAUCCAGAUUUGAAUUUGCCAAACUUUUGUGAGGGCAAAGAUGAUAUUCAUGAUUAUCUUGUACGUUUUGAGAAGAUUGCGGAAUUACAGAAUUGGGAGGUAGAACGUUAUCAUGUUUACCUUGGAGCCCAUUUGACAGGGAAAGCCUUAAAAACUUAUAUUAAUUUGCCUAGUAAGAUUCUAUCUAACUACGAAUUGGUUAAGGAUGCUUUACUUAAAACUUAUUGCUUAGGUGCUGAGUCUUAUCGUAAGAGAUUCCGGGAAAGCAAAGUAAACGACACAGAGUCGUAUGUUCAAUUAGUCACUAGAAUGGAACGGUACCUAAGAAAUUGGAUAAGUCUUAGUGAGGUAAAAGAGAAUUUCGAUGACCUUUGCGACUUUCUUGUUAGAGACCAAUUGCUAAGCAAUUGCUCUUUAGAUAUGCGGGUUUUUUUAAAAGAAAGAUUAUUUGACAACAUUCUUGAUAUGGCUCAAGCUGCUGAUAGAUUCAGAGCUGCGCAUCACAAUACUAGAGCGAGGAAGACUUUCUCUGUGAGAGAAGAAACGAGCGAAAGGCGCGACGCAAAAUCCGAAGUAGUGUGUCACAACUGCAGAGCAACGGGGCACAUUCGACCUAACUGUCCUGAAUUAAAACGAUCGCGGUCGGGGUCAUCAAAGGUUAACUUUGUUUUUGAAUCGGAUCUUACUCCGCAGAACAGUGUCACCGACGAUGCGACUCUGUUUAAUAAACCCGUUAAUGCUCUCUUUGAUUCAGGAUGUUCAACUAUUAUAGUUAAAGAUUCGCUGAUUCCCCCGCAUGUAAAACGAAGAAAGACAAUUACACUGUAUGAUUACCUUGGUGUCGGCAAGACUUUUCCCGAAAUACGGUGCUUCAUAAAGAGUAGAUUUUUGACUGGAUGGGUGAAUGCUGUCGCGGCUCCCAUCAAAUUCACAGACGUAUUAAUCGGAAUGGUACCCGGGGUCAAGCUACCAGCAUUAGAUUUAACUGUUAAAACUAAUAACGGCAAUACCUCAACCAUUAACCAUGACUUUGCAAGUGCUGAUGACCAAGUAAUGAGAGUCCAGACUCGAGGAGGUAAAAUAGCUGACCUUGCUAGACCUCAUGCCUUAAAUGUACCAGAAUUGAUAAUUAAGGAUAUCACAAAACGGGAACUGAUGGACGAACAAGGCAAAUGCGUAACUCUAAAAGAUAUAAGGUCAAAAGUAGAGAGAGGGAAUACAGUAAGUGUCAAACAUAGAACGGUAAAAUAUGAGAAGGACAAUGAUCUCAUUUAUAGAAUUUGCAUUAAAAGUAAAAAUGAAAAUGAGAUUGGCGCGGGUGCCGAUGUGAAGCGAUUUUGUCGUUCAUGUUCACUAUGCCAGAGAUCUUCCCCUAAAGGAAAAGUAAAGAAAGUACCAUUAGUGGCCAUGCCCGUGAUAAAUGAACCGUUCGCUCGCGUUGCCAUAGAUCUCGUAGGCCCGUUAUCACCUUCAGAAAGAGGUCACCGGUAUAUCUUGACCUUAAUAGACUGCGCUACUCGUUUCCCUGAAGCUGUUCCUCUACGCAGUAUAGAUACAGUAACCGUCGCAGAAAAUCUAAUUGACAUAUUUUCACGUGUCGGUAUCCCUAAAGAAAUAUUGUCAGACCGAGGCACGCAGUUUAAAUCUGACCUCAUGAAUGAGAUAAAUAGACUUUUAUGUGUUAAGGCUCUCUAUACGAGCCCGUAUCACGCAUGUUGCAAUGGUACAGUAGAAAGAUUUCACGCAGUUUUGAAAUCGAUGUUAAAGAAACUAUGUAUAGAACAACCACAAAACUGGGACCGAUACAUCCCCUCAGUGCUAUUUGCCUACCGCGAAAUUCCAAAUGACACUUUGAAGUUUUCUCCUUUCGAACUGUUGUAUGGCCGUAGGGUUCGUGGACCGCUUACAAUCCUGUAUGAAUUGUGGACCAACGAUAAUCUGGAUAGCAAUGUAAAAAACGCUUAUCAGUAUGUGUUAGAUCUCAGAGCUAAAUUAGAGGAAUCUGCUCAGUUAGCAUCAUCUCAUGCUAACCUCAAUAGUAAGCUAUAUAGAACUUAUUUCGAUCGCGGCGCUAAAGCACGCUCUCUCGCCGUUGGCGACGAAGUGCUCGUUCUGCUUCCUACGACACAUAACAAGCUCACUAUGCAGUGGAAAGGCCCAUACCCCGUGAUUAAACGUCACGAUAACGGCGUAGAUUACUUGAUUAAAGUAAAGGGUAAAACUAAAUUUUACCAUAUUAACAUGAUGAAAAAGUUCAUUAAAAGGGAAAAAAAUGAAAUUCUCAAAGUUUGCCAGAUAUGUGUAAUAGACGAUGAUCCUGCUAGUGAUGACACGUGCGAUGUAUCUGUAAUGAGUAAUUCGGUAACUAAUUUCAAUACAGGUCCAGAUCUAAAAUCUGAUCAAGUAAAAGAAUUACGAAAUCUACUUGAUAAAUAUCAAGAUGUAUUCUCAGAGAAGCCUGGAUUAACUAGCUCAGUAACGCACGAUAUAAAAUUGACUACCACCGAACCCGUAUACCGCAAACCUUACACGAUUCCCCACCAUUUGAUUAAACCAUUCGAGGCGGAAGUACAAAGAAUGAAAGAACUUGGAGUGAUCGAAGCAUCCGAUUCGCCGUACUGUUCGCCCGUUGUUCUCGUUAAAAAGUCAAAUAACACUUUCGAGCUCUAA